Molecule: messenger RNA, 1691 nt
Organism: Bursaphelenchus xylophilus (pine wood nematode)
Lineage: Eukaryota; Metazoa; Nematoda; Chromadorea; Rhabditida; Aphelenchoididae
Source: the annotation of a GenBank genome assembly
AUGCUGAUUUUUUUCGUACUGUUUGUGGCUGCAGCUGCCGCUGUUCCGAGCCCAGAUCGGAAAGUCAAAAAUGAAGAGUCCCGUGAUGCGCUUGAAGUUGAAAAUGGAAACUUUACCAAAUUGUUGGAGAAAUUGUAAGAAAAAAUAACAAGGGAGUGCGAAGUGCAACGCUCAGAUUUUCUUUUGAUUUUGCACACAUGUUGGGUAUAGGCAACAUAUCAAUUCCUGAAAGUUUUAGCUUGCGCUUUGUUGGGAAAGCCGAGAUAUUCAACGGUCUUUGCGAUCGAGAGAGUACGAGAAACGCGGAGAGCGGUCAGAGAAAAUACCUUUUGUCUAUACCUUUGCCAAUUUUGUGCGGAACGAAUUGGUUUUUUUCGUGGAAGCACGAAUCCCCAAGACGGUUUGUCCCCAAGAGUGAUAGUGCUAUAUAGUACCACUUCGUACUAUACAGUACCAAGUGCUAAAACACGUUUUUUGAGCAGUACCGGGCACCAAAUCAACAGCAUUAACAUGUGAAGGGAUAGUUUUUAAUUGUGCUAUCAUGUGCUAAUAUGUAGUAUCUCAAUUACUCUGCAGUUUGUAUCAAUGGCCACAAUGCGCCCAGCUAUUUUCCCGAAAACUAACUUCUUUGACGUUAUCACCUUCAGCGCUCCACAGCAUCGUGACGGCAUCGCCGACCUUCUGCGUUGUGCCGCCCUCAAUUCGACCGAAAUAUUGGAGAAAUUCGCGUCAUUGGUUCUGGAGUCAGAACCACCCAUAUUCGAGUUCAUCAUUCCCGGUUAUCUGGAGCCAUGGCAGGCCAAAUGCUUCACGGAAUCCAACGACAAGUUCAUUGUGGCAUUGUUUAAUUUGCUCAAUGCGUUGGAGGGGCACUACGGCCCUCAGGUGGAUAAUAGAGCCAAAAUUUUCCCGCUCUUUGUGGCCUACACUGAUCUGUGUCAUAAAGAGUGAGUAAUCGGGUAUUGCAAGUACACUUUUCUUGUUAGUCCAAAAUUUCCUCCUACAGUAGGGGGGACAUUUUAUAGGAUGGAAAAUUUUCUCAAUUUGAUAUACAGUUAGGGACCUGAUCUAGUGACAAAAAACGUAUCAUUUUGCAUCCGGGAAGUAUAAAAAAUGCGACAAAAUGCUCACAAAAACAACGGGCGCGCUUUUGAAACCCGAAUUUUUUCACUUGGAGAUGGAGGUAUUUUGCUACAUUUUUGAUACUUUUCGGAUGCAAAAUGGUACUUUUUUUGCCACUGGAUCAGGUUCCUCACUGUAGUCCAAAAUAAACCACCAAAUACUUUUCGGCGAAUCAAUUUUUAGCUCCCUAACAAUUCGUUAUCCGAAGAUUUCAUUGCAUUUUCAUCCCAUUUUCAGCCACAAAUUUGCGUUGCCCUGCAAAAACGACUUGCAGUUCAUUCGUGAGAAUGUACGGGACCAACACACUGUAAGAAAAGAUGUGGAACGGCACUACAGAGCGGUUGAACUGACCGGAGCCUUGUCCUACGUCGUCGCUAAUUUGAUUCCAGGAGAGUAAGUGACGAAGAAGCAAAAUGCACGGGUUUAGGUUGUGUAAAUUCGACCUGGAAGGACGACUGAAUCCAAGCGUUUUCACGCGCAAGUUUGACCCUAAAGAACCGGCAAUUCAAACUUGUAAAGCCGGGGACUUCGAUAAUACCAUCUUCCUGGCGAGUGGUGCCUUCCUCUGA